Molecule: messenger RNA, 540 nt
Organism: Ilex paraguariensis (yerba mate)
Lineage: Eukaryota; Viridiplantae; Streptophyta; Magnoliopsida; Aquifoliales; Aquifoliaceae
Source: the annotation of a GenBank genome assembly
UUGUUUGGGAUCCCGAUACCUAUAGCUUUGCACUUUUCCAAAAUUUUGUCCUGCGAGAAAAUAUGUUUUUUUUUGGGCACAUCAUUUUACAUCCUUAUUUUCUGUCUAUCCAAACAGGCCCUUGGGCACUGGGUUGGACUAGUUUUUUUCCAGGGAAACAAACGGCGUUCUGUUAUCAUACGCGAAUGCAAAAUGUCGUCCGUGCGAGGGGUACCGGUGAGUCAAACCCGAGUCCGGACGAGACUAAAGGAGCCUGAGGAAAUACGACGUCGUAGAGCACUGAAAAGAGUGGACAGAGAGCUUUCAAAGAGCAACUUCAGGGCGGCGCUCUCUCUGGUCAAGCAGUUGCAAGGUAAGCCCGGUGGUCUCCGUGGCUUUGGUGCCGCUAAACAGGUGUCUCAAAGAAUUUCAUCCUUGGAUGAAUUAGACCUCGGUGGAAUGGAUACAUCAUCUCUCAGAUCAUUAGUUGAUUCAGUUCUGGAUUCCAUUAGGCGUAGCAUUCAGUUUCCGUUAACCGGUGAGGUAUAUUGGUUCAUUUGA